AAGAAACGGAUACGUCACCAGGAAGCAUUGGGAAUUUAUUGUUUGUCAAUUCACAAACAUGUAGCUAGCUAAGGCAAUAACAAAAUAUACCAUUUCAUGAAAGAUAUGAUAUAACGUUAACCUAUUCUUAAUUGAAAUGGUAGACUAUUAAGAGGCCUUCUUUGUCCUGAUUUAGGUACAAGAAUAAAUGUACGCCCUCACAAAAAGAAGAUGUACCCCAACUCUUCGAUUCUGGGGCGUCCACCUUUCCCCCCUAAACGUGGGCAAGCUAACGGGUUCGUCGCCCAGCUCCCUUUGCCCGUCUUGUUUUCUCCACAUCAAGUGAUCGAAUCACAGUUCAACAUAAGGAAUACUAAUUUCCAUGGCUUGCCUCUGAACAACGUUGCCCGUCUCCCAGCAACAUCCCCUCUUGAUUGGAAGCUAGGACACAGUACGCCUCCACAUGUCCCCAGUGUUUCAGCAGUAACAAUGGGCAGAAAGAGGAGGAGUGACGAGCACAGCCCGUAUGACUUGAAGAGGCAGCGCUUCAGCUCGCCCGGAUGCCACGUUGGCUCGCCGGAGGCCGCGGCGUCGCCCCUAGCCGCCCGGACGGCGAGCUCGCACCUGCGGAGCGACAGCAGCAGCCCCGCCCUUUCGCCCCACACCCCAAAACCUGCGGGCUGCGUCCCGCCGCUCAGGGGGGAGUCCCGACACAGUGCGCCUGGCAGCCCGCUGCCUCCUGCCAAGGACAAGCUCAGUCAGCAGAUUCUGGAGCUGUUUCAGGCGUGCCAGCAGCAGAGCGAUGAUCUGCAGAAGAAGGAAGUCUGCAGAGCACAGCUCCAAAGGGAAAUUCAGCGCCUUUUUCCAAGUUCUCGGGUGUAUUUGGCUGGCUCCUCUCUCAAUGGCUUCGGGAGUCGGAGCAGCGAUGCAGACUUGUGCCUAGUUGUCCAAGAGGGACCAGUGAACCAGAGAACUGAUGCUGUGUAUAUACUCAGUAUUGUACAGAAGUUGUUUUACCGGCUAUCAUACAUUGAGAGACCUCAGCUUAUCCGUGCAAAAGUGCCGAUACUGAAAUUCAGGGAUAAAAUCAGUGGAGUGGAGUUUGACUUGAAUGUAAACAACAUUGUGGGAAUACGGAACACAUUCCUCCUCCGAAGCUAUGCAUACAUUGAAAGUAGGGUUCGGCCAGUUAUCCUCGUGAUAAAGAAAUGGGCCCGACACCAUGGAAUCAAUGAUGCUAGCCGUGGAACUUUGAGCAGCUACUCAUUGGUGCUGAUGGUCUUGCACUAUCUUCAGACCUUGCCUGAGCCAGUCAUUCCCUGCCUACAGAAGGAAUAUCCUGAAUGCUUCAACCCCUCUAUGGAUAUCCAUCUUGUGCCAGAAGGACCAAAAGAGAUUCCCUCCUACACCUCCAGAAACCAGUCCACACUUGGAGACCUGUUGCUUGGCUUCCUGAAGUACUAUGCCUCUGUUUUCAAUUGGGACAAAUGUGUGAUCUCAGUUCGAGAUGCUGAAGCUUUCCCCAAACCCAACUGCAGAGAAUGGAGGGACAAGUUCAUUUGUGUUGAAGAGCCCUUUGACCGAACAAACACAGCAAGAGCAGUCCAUGAAAGGAUCAAGUUUGAUUCCAUAAAGGCAGAAUUCAAAAAGUCUUGGCAGGUGCUCCAGCUGAAGAAGGACUUGAACUUUAUCCUGCCAGUGAGGGCGACAAUACAGAAGAGAUAAUGCUACCACAACCUCUUUGGGGUGUGGAAAAACCAGCCUGAAGUCUAGGAAGUGGAUCACCAAUCUGGAAUUUUGUGGAGCUUUACAAUAUAGUUGUCAUUCUGAGACAAUGAAUACAGUACGGUAGCAUUCGUAUGCUCAGAACAUGAAGGCCAUAUUGGGACAAAAAAGAUUCAUAUUAUUGCACUGAUCAUUCUGCUGAGCUUUCACCUUUUCAAUUUGUGUAAAUAUGAAAUAAUUUUGCUAUUCACCUCAGCUUGUACUUUCCACACACCUGUCUUACCCUGACAUUGAAGAACUUGUAAGACUGUUUAAAGUAUGGCCCUGGAUUUUUAAAAAGAUAUAAUUUUUUACUGUCUUCUGUGAUGGAUUUUCAUGUUCACUUCAGUAAAAUGCUUGAACGCUCAUUUUGAGAUCAUAGCUUUUCAUGCGGGGAAAAAAAAAAAAAGACAAAAAAAUGAAAUUGUUAACGAGUUUGCAGAGGCGAUCUUCAGUGGCUCCCAUAUUUUGAUGGGCAUGUUUUAAUGAUAGUGCAAAACGAUAUUAUAUGUAUCCAUGUGUUGUACUAUAUUUGUGACAAAUUGUUCACUGAAUUACAAAUGGGUAAAACAGACUUGAGUGCAGCAUUGAAUUUUUUUAUUUUUUAUUUAUGCUGUUUUAACCCCCUCAAGGAGAUGCAUUUUUCACUGAAGGUGGUUUUGUAACUCCAUCUUAGUGCUGUAUGUAAUUCCUGAGGUUCUUCAGUGGAGCCCAGUCGUGAUUGAAAUCCACUGUCACCUUGUUGCAGAUGCUUUCCUUUUGCAUCUAACACUUUUCGUCUCCUUAGCUUCAGGUCUGUGGUUCCAAUGUUGUAGUCUUCAAAGUACACACAUGUGGCCAAAAUUUAUUUUUGGUUUUGUUUUGUUUUGUUUCAAAAACUGAGAAGUCCUUUGCAAUAGUUGCAGCUACCAAUGCAAAUCCUGUUGUGUGUACUAUUCUGUUCUGGUUGUACUUAAGGCAAACCUGGGUUCGAUCCUCUGUUUAAUAGGUUUACACAUGGUUCAGAAUGCUGCAGUCAUAGUGCUGGGCUGCUUGUGCACCGAGCGUGUGUCUUUUCUACGUCAGUAUGUGGUAUGCGGCAAUUUCUGUGUUUGUCCAUUUUUCUAUGUGUCCCCUAACCUUUGAGGUGUUACUUUAAGCAAUUAAACUUGUGAAAAAAUAAGUGCCAUUUUUUUCUUGUUACCUGCAUUGUAUCUGCUGACAUGUAUCGUAUAGACAUGGAAAUAAACAUCUGAAGUUGCUCUUUUGACUUGCAAGUAUCUAGGUUUCAGUCUCAAACAAAUACACCAUAGUCCGAUUUUUGUAUAGUCUGAUACCUUUUAGUAUUUAUAUUUUUGUGUUGGUGUCAAUUAGGCACCUUAAUAUUGUGUAAGAUCUUCUAUAAAUAACAGUUUGGAUUUAUUUUAGGAUGGGAAACCAAAGUUUAGUAAUACAUUUUUGGUGGUUAACUAUUUAUUCACCCAUUGAUUCAAAAAUGUAUUCCACUUUGUCAUUUAUUUAAUAAAGAUUUUUGCAACCUG
Messenger RNA from Conger conger (European conger), 3263 nucleotides. RefSeq names its product terminal nucleotidyltransferase 2 (gene tent2). NCBI's taxonomy places the organism in Eukaryota, Metazoa, Chordata, Actinopteri, Anguilliformes, Congridae. Bases 211 to 1704 code for a protein of 497 amino acids. The record is from RefSeq and is a predicted model, not a curated record. Gene Ontology annotation, molecular function: poly(A) RNA polymerase activity. Gene Ontology annotation, cellular component: cytosol. The transcript has 15 exons.